CAUGCGAUAGGUCGACACAGGGGCCUUGUCAAGCCCGCCCCUCCGAAAAACUCCCGGAAAAGUUUACUUCGGUAAAGCUUUGUCGAGGGCAUGUGGGUUACUACAGCGUGAUGCGAUAACAUAGGCGGUAGGCUAAAGUAACCAUUGCCUGUACUUCAGAGGUAGUUUGUUGUUUGCUUGGGAGAAAGUAACUUAAAAUGUAGGCUGGCAGCAGAAAGCACGUGCAUUGCAUGCGCUUCUGUCACAAUAUCUUUGCCGCGCCAACACAGCUACUACAAUGCCCCGUGCUAACAAACGCGCUCGUAGAGAAGAUGUUUCAGUGGAACUCGCAUGCGAAUGGGGACGCUGUCAAGCAACAUUCAAUGAUAUGCAGGAUUUUUGUCGUCACGUAGAGGAACACCAAACUUCUACCACUGACUGCUUGGACACUGCAGAGGAUGAUCUCGAGUUUGUUUGCCUGUGGAGGGACUGUGGAUGUGCAGUGGACAGUGCGGACUUACUGAGACAUGCUUUGUUCCACUGUUACCAUACCAAAUUGAAGCAGUGGGGACUGGCCAUCCUUCAGACACAGCCCAGUCUCGGCACCUGUUUUGUGGGCCAGCAUAACCGCAACAUCAUUCCUCAGGUCCCGGACAGAUUUACAUGCCAUUGGGAGUACUGUGAGGUCUCUAUGGACAAUGUGGAGUGGUUCUUUCGCCAUGUGGAGAACCAUGCCCAGUCCUUGAGAGUGGCAUCCACUGGGGAACAAGAGAAAAUGCUAUGCUGUGGCUGGACAGAUUGCAAAGCUACAUUUAAGGGGCAGUUUAAGCUGCGCGAGCAUCUGCGCAGCCACACCCAGGAGAAGAUAGUGGCUUGUCCAUUUUGUGGGGGGAUGUUUGCCAACAACACCAAAUUUUUCGACCACAUCCGACGGCAGACCACCAUUGAGGCCCAGAACUUCCAGUGCUCCCACUGUUUCAAGUACUUGCCCACAGAGAGGCUGCUGCGAGACCACAUGAAAAACCAUGUUAAUCCCUACAAAUGUUCACUGUGUGACAUGACUUGUCCGUCCCCAUCUGCUGUCAAAAAUCACAUGAAAUUCCGGCACAGCACUGAAAAGCCACAUCGUUGUGAGCUCUGUGAGUACAGCUGUAAAAGAGAGUUUGACUUGCUCAGACACUUUGACAAGCACAACCGUGAGCCUGCCUACCAUUGUGACCAUGAUAACUGUGAUUACACCACACAUUCCAUGCAGAUCUUCAAAAGUCAUUACAAAAGGGUACAUGAGCUGGGAGAUUCAGCACCCCGUUACAUGUGCCAUGUGUGUGAGCAGUCCUUCUCCAGAGGCAACAACCUAACUGUCCACCUACGCAAAAAACACCAGUUCAAGUGGCCUUCAGGACACCCCAGAGUCAGAUACAUAGAGCAUCCAGACGGCUACAUGCGGCUGCAGAUGUUUCGCUAUGAGACCGUGGAGUUGACAGAGGCAUCGGGGGCAGGAGACACCUCAGACCAAUCUGCCCAUGGCCAAGGCCCCGUGCUGGGAUGUGGGGUUGGAACAGCUGGGCCUCUCACUUCUGCAGAUGGAGCAAAUGGAGCCGAGAGGAAGAUGGAAACUGGUGCUGAACAACCAGAGGAUGGGACCGUGCAAGAGUACAUCGAGAAGGUGUGCCGUGAUUUGCGUGAGGGGUCUGUCGAGACGUGUGCAUUGGCAGAGGAUGACUCGUUGAGGCAGGAGGUGCAUUAACCUGGAGUAUUGGACUGAGUCUUUUGCUGCACUUUAAAUGUAAUCCACUAACUGAACAUGUUGAUUACUGUGAUUAGUGUACUUCAUGUAAAAGUCUGUUCUGUUGUUGUCGCAGGAAGUAUUACUAUCUACAGUUCACAUAGAUCCAAAUUUUACAGGUAGUGAAUCUCUCAAGGCUUAGUUCAUGAAGGUAUUUUCAUAAACAAGUCUCAGUUUUUCAUGUUAGUUGUUCCCGCUUUGGACAAAUCUAUGGAGGUAUGUGGAGGUCAAUGCUGAGUAAGGCUCACUGGUCUUUCUACAUCAAUUUAAAAUGGAAAUGUUUAAAUAUAAAUCUUCUGCAACUGGUCUUGUACUGUUCAUUAAACUGGAAUGUAGUGAGAACAAUGCUUUAGAGCCAUCCACAGCUGAAAUAUUUCCAGGAUGGUGACAUGUCCCAGCACACAAUCAACACGUGCCUGCUGAAUGUGUUUUCUAAAAUAAAUCAGAAUCUAAACUGCCCCUCCAGUAAAAUAUGCAAUGCAGGGAUGGGAAUCUACAGUACAUCCAUUUCAGGAGUUCAUAUGUUGUAAUGGACAAGUAAUAGAGAAGAUACAACAUUGAGUGUGUUUGUCAUACGUAUGAAUGUUUCUAUAUUGACAAUUUGCACCGUUAUACUGCAGACAAAUGAAUGUGUAACCUAUGUCAUAAACCUGAUUGCCUUA
Molecule: messenger RNA, 2427 nt
Organism: Alosa alosa (allis shad)
Lineage: Eukaryota; Metazoa; Chordata; Actinopteri; Clupeiformes; Clupeidae
Product: histone H4 transcription factor-like
Exons: 9
Coding region: 278-1726 (482 amino acids)
Biological process (GO): anatomical structure development; regulation of transcription by RNA polymerase II
Molecular function (GO): DNA-binding transcription factor activity, RNA polymerase II-specific; RNA polymerase II cis-regulatory region sequence-specific DNA binding
Source: RefSeq, a predicted model, not a curated record